CAUUAUUAUGGAAAUUAUUCAUGGAGACGGGAAUCAAGAAGAUUCAUUGAACAAUCACAAUCUAUCUGAUGAUGGAUUACACCUACAGAACGAAGCUCUUGGUAUCGAACUUGAAGUCCUCCGAGCAUCUUACAGUGACAUCCGAUCAAAAUUCAUGAACUUGGGGAAUGAAUUAACAACUCUCCAUGAAGAAAAACAAGAACUUGUGGAGCAAAAUGUGAACUUAGUAAUGAAUUUGCAAGAAAUAUCAAGCGAGAGAGAUGAUGCUCUGGAAGAAGUUGCAAGAAUCGAGAUGUCGGCGAGAGAAAAAGAAGAUGAAUUAGCGGGACAGAGGGAGCAAUUUGAGGUUUUCGAAGAAAUAAUCGGAGAGUUAGUGGAAGAGAAAAGGCAGAGAAUGGACGUGUUUUCUCGAGGUUGGGAUUCCAUACGGUCGGUAAAAGAAUUCUUAGACAGAAUCAUAGAAAGAAUGGAUGAUGAGAAACCGGAGAAGAUCGUUGUAGAUGAAAAUAUUAUUGAUGAUUUGAAACUGGAUGAUGCAACGAAAGGAUAUUUAUCGGAGACAAUGUACGUUGAUAAGCUAGUGAAAGUCGCGGAAUCCAGGUUUACGGAAUACGAAUCGAAGAAAACAAAAGAGAAGAAGGAACUGGAGAAUAGCUUGGCUCAAGAGAACAGAGAUGUUCAUAGUUUGUUGAGGAUUGCUUUAGUCGAAAAAGAAUCGGUGUUGAGUAGAUUGAGAGGAAACGAGGAGCAAAAAAGAGGUACACUUUUAGGAUUUGCACAAAGGGUUCGAUUUGGGUUCAUGAGGAGCAAUAGUACAAAUGAAGAUUCAGUGGAGAAUUCGGGUUCUAAGAUGUGCGAAAAAUCCGAUAGUGAAUGUGAUGAGGAGACUGUUAGUCUGGCUUCCACUGUGGAGAAAAUGAUGAAGGAAAUAUCUCAACUUAAGAAAUCCUUGGAGGAGUCCAGGUCAGAGACCGAGCGGCUUCAGAGCCUUGCAGAAAAAAAAGCUCACGAAAUAGCAGAAUUGACAUUGUACAUAAAGGAUUUGGAAGAAAAGGAAACUACUCUAUCCCAAAAUGUUGAACAGCUCGCCGUGGAAAUAAAUGCUGCCGAAGAAGAGAUUUCAAGAUGGAAGGAAACUUGUGAGUUGGAAGUGGAAGCAGGGAAAAAUGCAACUGAAGAACGCGACAAAGAGGCGAAGAUUCUCAGAGAGGAACUGAAUCGAACGAAAGCUUCAUUGGAAUUACUAAACAAUAAGAUAAACUUAAAAGAAGAACUUGCAGCUGCAGCUUUUACUGCCCAAAAAGCCUUUGAGAAAUCUCUCCACCUAGCAGACAGCAGGGCUGGAAGAUUACGUGAGAUUAUCGAAGACCUGACAAAGCAGUUAGAAGAGGCUGACAGUAAAGGAGAGCGUGGUAACAAUCGACGUAAAGUGAGGCACGUUUGUUGGCCAUGGAGAGCACUCCAGCUUAAUCCCACUCGUACUGCAAGAAAUCUUCGUGUCAGGAGCAGAAUGAUACCUGAAAUGGAAAGCUGGCUACUUUUCAAUGUUUGAAUACUCAUCUUCAUAAAUAUCAAUGGUGGAGGCUUGCACAGUCAUUCUAUUUGAGAAACAAACUCAUCCUAGGUAAUAUUAUAUGCCAUCAAAGAGUACUGUUUGCUUAGCCUUGUUUUAUCGAAUUUGCAGCUGCAACAAAUGAAAUGUAAAUAUAUGGUAUAGGUUUCAUGUUACUGGAAUAUCAUUUGCAGUAAUGCGGAGGGUUAGAUUUGGAUUCAUGAGGAGCAUCAGUAAUAUCAAAAAAAAAAAAAAAAAUUGGACUUGUAAAAAAAUUCUCCCAACACAUAAUGAAAAUUAACCCCAUAAAUCUUGACAGGAAAUGAUAUCCUCCAAUUUCACGAGUAAACCAGAGAAGAGAAACAGACAAAUUAAGGGGCCUUCUUAAAAGCUCUUCUAUUUAAGCUAAAUGGGCUUAUAGAGGGCCGUGUAUACAUGGCCCGCACCAAAAGCUAGCCCAAAUACGUUAAUUACUGAUAAGUGAUUUAUUACCAUAUUUAAUACCGUAAAAUAAUCCCACAUCGCCCGAAUAAAAUAUAGUAAAUCGGUUUAAAAAGGAUUUGUACCGGAGAACACAACGCCAAUGGCAAUGAGUUGGCAACAUGGGUCUGAGAAGCUCAGUCCAUCGACGAGUUGGGUCUAGCCCGAAAUCUCCAGACUCCAUGGGAUUUGCCAUUGGUUGGAUCCAAAACUUUUUUGUUUUUGCCAUUGAGCCAGAUAUGCUCAUUUCUCGCAUCAACAGCUUUCUCUCUAUCGGACUCCCCGUGCUUACCAUCCCUCUCAUUCUCACCAGCAGCCUCAAUCCCUUUUCUACUGCUUUCUGCCGAUUCUCUAUCAUGAAAUCCACUGCUUAGACCUUACAUCUCUUGCA
Papaver somniferum (opium poppy) is the source of this 2423-nucleotide messenger RNA. RefSeq lists its product as uncharacterized. Bases 8 to 1552 code for a protein of 514 amino acids. Lineage: Eukaryota; Viridiplantae; Streptophyta; Magnoliopsida; Ranunculales; Papaveraceae. The record is from RefSeq and is a predicted model, not a curated record. The transcript has 5 exons.